CAUUCCAAGCAGCAGCAUCAUCAGCAGGUCUAUAUAUAUGUACAUGCUUUGCAGACAGAGCACUAAGCAAUAUUCAGAAACCCCAAGAACUCGAGCCAUGCUUACUAACUACCACACCACUCACCUCUCAUCAAACCAAUGCGGCUCUAGCCUUGUUCAACCCAUAGAUGCACCGUUGCCUGUGGUCUGGUCCCUCAUCAGACGCUUCGAGAAACCGCAGGGCUAUAAGAGGUUUGUGAAGCACUGCUCCCUGCUAGCCGGUGAUGGCAGCAGCACCGGGAGCGUGCGUGAGGUUACGGUAACCUCCGGGCUCCCGGCUGGAGUCAGUGUGGAGAGGCUGGACAAGCUUGAUGAUGAUAAACAUGUUCUCAAGUUUAGCAUCAUUGGAGGGGAUCACAGGCUUUUGAAUUAUAGCUCCACCAUUACUCUGCAUGAGGAGGAGGAGGUUUAUGGAGGGAAGACGGUGGCGAUUGAGUCUUAUGUGGUGGAUAUUCCUGAAGGAAGUAGCGGUGAGGAUACUUGUUCUUUUGCUAAUACCAUUAUUGGUUGCAAUUUGAGGUCCUUGGCUAAGAUCACUCAAGAUAUGGGUUUUAACAAUAAGGCUACUUGACCUUCUUCUUGCUAAUUAGAGGUGGAUUUUAGGGUUUAAUUAUCCUAAGUAGAUUGAGAUUUGUAGGAAUUUGGAUCAUCUGGAAUAAGAAAACACAUACAUAGUUUGUUUGGGAGGACAAUGACAUAGUUGUUAUCUCAAAGGAACUUACCAUUAUUGGAAGUAGGAUGAUGUACUACUACUAGUUACAAUUAAGAACAAAUCAUGUGACUUUCUUUUUCUA
This is a messenger RNA of Lotus japonicus, 833 nucleotides long. RefSeq names its product abscisic acid receptor PYL12-like. Bases 38 to 610 code for a protein of 190 amino acids. The transcript has a single exon. Gene Ontology annotation, biological process: abscisic acid-activated signaling pathway. Gene Ontology annotation, cellular component: cytoplasm; nucleus. Lineage: Eukaryota; Viridiplantae; Streptophyta; Magnoliopsida; Fabales; Fabaceae. The record is from RefSeq and is a predicted model, not a curated record. Gene Ontology annotation, molecular function: signaling receptor activity; abscisic acid binding; protein phosphatase inhibitor activity.